AUGAAGACAGAGGCCCAGGCUUCAAAAUCUUUGCUGACAAAUGUCUUAUUUGCUGAGACAGAGCUUUCUGAGGCUUUCCUCAGAAGCCAGACUUGGGAAGACAGGAGCACAGCUAACUGGCCUCCGAUGGUCUGGGUUUCAAAAUCCCAGGAUUUGGAGGCCCGGAUCGCAAAGGCUCUGGCCUGGGAGAUUCAGGCUGGUGAGGCCCAGCACAGAGCCAACCAAGGCAAGCCAGUCAGUGGACUGGAGGUGGAAGCUACCCAGGCCCUGAAUCAGAAACCCUUACCUGAGGUGCAAGUUGCAGAGGAGGAAAAGCGUGAGGUCCUCUUUACCCAUCCAUGCUUGUCCAGUAAGGUUGAGUACAUCCUGACUGAGGUGGGCUACUCCAUGAAGAUAAGCAGUCACUGGCAUUUUUUCCUCCUGUGUCUUCACAAUGGAGGUUGCAGUUGUCUCAUCAUCUACAUCCUCAUGCUGUUCUUGGUCGGAGUUCCUCUUCUAUUCCUGGAGAUGGCAGCUGGUCAGAGGACACGUCAGGGCAGCAUUGGUGUCUGGAAGGUCAUCAGCCCCUGGAUUGGUGGUGUGGGGUACAGCAGCUUCAUGGUGUGCUUCAUCACCAGCUUGUACUUGAAUGUGGUUAAUGCCUGGACCCUUUUCUACUUGGGUCAGUCCUUCUACUCUCCAGUUCCAUGGGAAAAAUGUCCCUUAUUGGGGAACUCCAGUGACUUUGAUCCCGAAUGUGUUCGGACAUCACCCUCCCUGUACUUCUGGUAUCGGCUGAUCUUGAAGGCCUCAGACAGAAUUGAGGACGGUGGGUUACCAGUCUUCAGUCUGAACCUGCCAUUAUUGGUGUCCUGGUGUCUUGUUGGUGCUUUCAUGAUUAAUGGGCUCAAGUCCACAAGGAAGGUAAUGUGUGUCCUAGUGCCAGCCCUCUAUUUCAUCAUCCUCUGUUUCCUCUUCCGGAGUCUCCUGCUGGAAGGGGCAGCUUUUGGCUUUCAGCAUUUGUUGCUUGCCAAGAUCUCAGCUAUGUACAACAUGAGUGUGUGGUAUCAAGCAGGAAAUCAAGUCUUGUUUGCCUUGGGUCUAGGCUUUGGUCCUGUUGUCUCCUUAUCUUUGCAUGUGCACCCAUCCACCAGCUGUCUCAGUGAUGGGUUUCUUGAGGCUCUGGUCAACCUGUUCUCCAUGCUGCUGGUCACUUCUGCCUUUUGUAUCCUGGGCUACUGGGCUACAGUCAUCACGCACCACUGCAAUGAGAAGAAUGCCGAAGCACUUGCAAAGCUGGUAACCUUGGGGAAACUGCCUGUUGCGGCACAUCCCCCUCCCGACCUGGUUGAUAACCCGACCUCCAUCUUCAGCUCCUGGCUCAGCAGCCUUCCCCGGCCCAUCAAGAGCAUGGUCCUCAGCUAUGUGACUGAAUGCAACUUAAAGAAGCAGUUUUCGAAGGUUAAGGCGGGCCCAGUCAUUGCAUUCGUGGCCUUCCUUGAAGCCAUGUCAUUUAUUCCUUGGUCUGUCUUCUGGUCCAUCCUCCUCCUCCUGCUUUUGCUGACACUGAGGCUGAGCAGCGUGAUAGGGUUCAUGCAGGCCAUCCUUACCCCACUCCAGGACACCUUUUCUUCUUUCAGGAAAUAUACAAAGCUGCUUACAGUGGUUGUCUUUGUGCUUAUGUUCCUGUGUGGCCUCUUCUUCACUCAACCUUCAGGCAUCUACUACAUGAGUCUGCUGAAUGAAUACUGGACAGUCUUCCCCAUAAUCAUCAUCAUCAUACUUGAAAAUGUAGCUGUUAGCUGGGCUUAUCGGGCCAGGAGGUUCCUUGAAGACUUGGCAAUCAUGUGGGGAUCCCCUGCUUCUCUCAUCAUUCAUGGGCUGUGGUGCUUUCUGUCUCCAUUUGUGCUGCUAGCCCUGUUUGUGAUUACUGUGAUUCAUCUGUCUCAGAAGACUAUCACCUACGUGGCCUGGGACUCCAACAGUUCAAAAGAGGUUCUUCAACAAUACCCAUCAUGGGGGCUGCUUACGAUUAUUGCCCUUUUUCUCAUGGUCAUCCUCCCCAUCCCCACAUACUUUGUAAACUGCCUCACCUAA
This is a messenger RNA of Neogale vison (American mink), 2076 nucleotides long. RefSeq names its product solute carrier family 6 member 16 (gene SLC6A16). The coding region runs from base 1 to 2076 and encodes 691 amino acids. Lineage: Eukaryota; Metazoa; Chordata; Mammalia; Carnivora; Mustelidae. Gene Ontology annotation, cellular component: membrane. The record is from RefSeq and is a predicted model, not a curated record. The transcript has 11 exons. Gene Ontology annotation, biological process: sodium ion transmembrane transport.